UGAGCAAAUGACGUUACUGUGGAAACAGGUUUUUCAAUAGGCAGGCGAUCUGUUAUUGAAGGAUAAUAAAGGGGUGCACUUUCAGCAUUACGUAGAUUCGUAGAAGCUAUAAAAUACACUCUUCCCAUUCAGCUUCUUUACUUUGAAACACAGAGAAAGAAGGACUGUUUGCCUUUAUUAUUUACCUUGAGAUGAACACAUUGUAAUGGCGCUGUCUAAAAGCAGGCAUAUUCUGAAAAAAACUAGAGGCAAGGACCAUCAUUGGUUUGAAAGAUACAGUCAUUGGUUGCCAUUUAGUGUUCACAUUAUUCAAAGCAGCUAAGAAGCAACUACAGAUUAAGCAUCGCAAAUCUGACCACACUCAUUGAGCAGUAAUCAAGAUCUGGAAUAUCAGAAGAUCAUAACCAACACCAAGCCCUUACAAGAGGCAGCAGGACAAAAGGACCACAAAAUAAUAUAUGAAAGGAUGAGGUGAUAGUCGACAAGAACAGAGAUGACAUUUCAACAGUUCCAAUUAAUCUGCGAUUUUUAUUACCUUUUAAACAAAGCUGCCCAUUGGCAAUAUGAGAUUUUAGAUCGGCUUUCUAUUAAAGAUGCCUUGUGGAAUGAGACACCUAUGAAGGAAAGCAACAGAAGCCAGAUGGUAUACAUUAGCCUUCUAUGGAGAAGACAGAACCAUGCUCUUUUAUCUCAGGUGUCACCACACAAUCCAGAGGACUGGCUAGAACUUGCCAAACUUUCUAGCCUACUUCCAGAAAGCUUAAGGAAAAAAGGGAUGCACUUGUCUUCUAGGUGUCUUCUGCUGUGGAAUAUUUUGACGAGCAAAUCUGGACAAGUCCAUCAAAGUGACUUACAGCAACUUAUAUCCUUGAAGAACACUAUUUCCAAAGACCCUGCCCUAGAGAUAACUUCUUUAGAUCAUAGUACAUAUGAUUUCUCAGUAUUUCCAGCGAAAACUCGUUGUGACCUGAAAACUUUACCACAUGUUGGGGUUCAACAAACUGCCCCUGUGGAACAUUUAAGAAAUAAUGAACCUAGUCAGUCUAUACAUGAUUUAAUAAAUCCAUGGCUGAGCUUACCACUUGCCAACUUUUCUAAUGGACCCCAACAACAUGUUAAAAUGGAAUAUAGUGCCAAGCAAGCUAUAAACACAUUUGAUCAGAUGUAUGCUACAAAACAGAUACCUGACAAUCAUAACCCUUAUUUUAAGUCCAUUGGUGUCCAGGCCAUUGUUUGCAAGCCUAUAGGAACUAGAAAAAACUGUGGAAUCCAGACCGACAGUUGCCAGUCCCUCAGUUCCACAGAUGAGAUAAUAGAACAUUACCCAAACAAAGAGGACAUCUUUCAUAGCUUAACUAAACAUUUUUGUAAAAUAGGUGCCCAUUCAAGAACUGUUUUGAACCGUUGCCAUUCUGAGCACUCCAAUUGCAAUCGACUAAUAUACAGGGAAGAAGAAGUCCUCUGCAAUAUCGAAGAGCUGCUGAGACGUGCUGAAGCUAUACUUCAGGAGGAAGAAGAUGUACUUAAUCAAAAAAAAUCUAACACCUUACCACAUGACCAGCAACACCUGCCAGGAUACCACGACUCUCAAAAUAGCAUAGGAGUGGAUCAAGAAUACGCUUUUCUAGAAAAAAAAAGAUGCUUGGAUUCAGCUCAUCCAGAUACUACCAAAGAAUACGAUGAAGGCUUGAACAUGAAAAACCAAAGGCAUCUGUGUAACAUCAUCCAGGAACUGGAAAAAGUAUAUACCAUUGAAGAGUGCAUUAUGGAGGAAAACCAAAAGAUAAGGAAAUUCCAGGAACUGAUGCAAUGGGAGCUUAUUGACGAACAGCAGACUUUUUAUAAACAAGUGAAAGAAAAAGUUUUUUGUUUUAAGUCACUUGAAAGAGAAGUACGUCAGGUAGAAAACCUGGAGAAAAAUUUGCCAAGGGAGGAUGCAAAUAAGCACAAACUAAAAGAGUAAAUGGACAAAAUAAAAAAAUACUGCCAGAGCGUAGUCAAGAACAUAAGAUUGCAUACAGAGUCGUAGUGCCGCCAUUUUAAAGAAGCAGAACCUGAACUUGCUACAACAACUAGCGUAUAUGUCUAUGAGCCUGUCUAUAAACCAGACUAAUAUGGGAGAGCUGGGUCUAGUUGCUAUGCCUGGCUAAGACCUUUUCUGAACUAGUAAUAGUCCCAUACAUCUGUGAAAACAUGCCCACUCUAUCCAGUAGUAUCAGGCCUAAUCUGAAGACUAUUACUUCAUGUAUAUUUCCUGCACCCAAUAGGUGUUCUCUUUUAUAUCUACAGUAAUAAAUGCAAAUUUCAGCAUAUUCGUUUUAAAUCAUAAAAACGUAGGAGUUAUUAUACAGUACACAAAAGUACAAAGUGUGAGACACAGUGUAUGAUAUACACGUCUAAAACAGACACAAUGGUGAUCUAUGGGUUAAUAAGCAUGUAGUGAAACAAUACACAUAACCGUAAAAGUGAAUAAGUACAGUAUGGUGUGUGUCUAGUAUAUCCAAAACCACCUUAAAUAUUAUGCAUAUAGCAAAAAUGCAAAUGACACAAAAACAAAUGUGAAAAAUGAAAUGUGAAAAUUCAGUACAACAAGGUAUAUCCAAAAUGCAAAAUACCUAGGAUAAUAUACAUAUAACAAAAAUAUGCAGAUGCCACAAAACAAAUAUAAACAAAUGAGAUGUAGAAAUCCACACUAAAUGAAUGAAAUGAACUACAGGGUUCUGUAACCACUAUCACUAUAAAGUUCAUCAGUGGACAUCCAAAUAGGGGGAGGCCAGUCCCAAAUCAACACACGUUGAUCAAUGCUUCAAGUGAUCUGUGUAAACAUAGAUGGUAUACUCUAGAAAGUAUCACCCGGGCGUGCCUUCACCGUUGGACAGGGGAGAGAAAUUAAUACUUUUACCCUCCACUAUGGACCCAGCUCACCAUACGGUGGUGGAUCGCCUGCGCUUGUACCUUGUACUGAAUUUUUACAUUUCAUUUUUCACAUAGUGACGCGCACUGAUCAUUCCAAAAUAACUAAAGUGAAGCAGAAAAGGAGAAGUUCGGGAAUUUACGGAGGACAUUACAAAGAGGCAGAAAAAAACAGCAAAUUCAGUUUCAUGAAAAAUAGAGUACAAGGC
Molecule: messenger RNA, 3122 nt
Organism: Rana temporaria (common frog)
Lineage: Eukaryota; Metazoa; Chordata; Amphibia; Anura; Ranidae
Exons: 9
Coding region: 494-1963 (489 amino acids)
Source: RefSeq, a predicted model, not a curated record